AUGAACUCCCUCCGUAUUGCUCGUGCCGCCCUCCGGGUGCGCUCCACUGCCGUCCGCGCUCCCCUCCAGCGCAGAGGCUAUGCUGAGGCCAUCAAGCUCAGCCUUUCCCUCCCUCACCAGGCCAUCUACAAGUCCCAGGAUGUCGUCCAGGUCAACAUCCCCGCCGUCUCCGGUGAGAUGGGUGUCCUCGCCAACCACGUUCCCUCCAUCGAGCAGCUGAAGCCCGGCCUUGUCGAGGUUAUCGAGGAGAGCGGCAGCAACAAGCAGUACUUCCUUUCCGGUGGCUUCGCCGUUGUCCAGCCCGGCUCUAAGCUCAGCAUCAACGCCGUUGAGGGUUACGCCCUUGAGGAUUUCAGCGCCGAGGCUGUUCGCGCCCAGAUUGCCGAGGCCCAGAAGAUUGUCAGCGGUGGUGGUAGCCAGCAGGAUAUCGCCGAGGCCCAGGUUGAGCUCGAGGUAAGUUCAGGAGAUCGGGCAGUUGGGUGCGGUUGCGCCGUACGUGUGGUUUGGUUACUAACAAGAUGA
Sordaria macrospora k-hell is the source of this 522-nucleotide messenger RNA. RefSeq lists its product as uncharacterized. Gene Ontology annotation, biological process: proton motive force-driven ATP synthesis. Gene Ontology annotation, molecular function: proton-transporting ATP synthase activity, rotational mechanism. Lineage: Eukaryota; Fungi; Ascomycota; Sordariomycetes; Sordariales; Sordariaceae. The record is from RefSeq and is a predicted model, not a curated record.